AUGCCUCAAGCGAAAUUCCUAGUUGUUGAAGUAUUUGACUGCUGGGGCAUAGACUUCAUGGGACCGUUUCCGAUGUCUUUUGGCAACUUGUAUAUCCUCUUGGCGGUGGAUUAUGUGUCACGAUGGGUUGAGGCCAUUGCAACUCGUACAAAUGAUCAUAAGUUGGUGCUCGAGUUUCUUAAGGAGUAUAUCUUGUCGCGGUUUGGGGUCCCUUGUGCCAUUAUUAGCGACCAAGGGUCUCAUUUCUACAACAGGUCUUUCGAAGCUUUGAUAAAGAAAUACGGCAUUACGCACAAAGUCUCCCUCGCAUAUCAUCCUCAAACCAACGGUCAAGCCGAGCUUGCCAACUGUGAGGUAAAAAGCAUUCUUGAGAAAACGAUAAAUCCCAAUCAGAAGGAUUGGUCUUUAAGGUUGACCGAUGCUCUUUGGGCAUAUCGUACUGCAUACAAGACCGUUUUGGGUGCUUUGCCCUAUCGGCUUGUAUAUGGUAAGGCAUGCCACCUUCCGGUGGAGUUAGAACAUAAGGCGUAUUGGGCUAUUAAGCAGUUAAACUAUCGUUUGCCCGAUGCCGGAGUUCACCGUAAACUUCAAUUGAAUGAGCUUAAAGAGAUCCGUAGAGAUGCAUAUGAUAAUACAAAUAUUUACAAGUCUAAGGUUAAGGAUUUACAUGACAAGCACAUUCAAAGGAAAAAAUUUGAAACGAUUUUCCCUCAUGGGGCAAUUGAAGUGACGAACCCCGUGAAUGGUAAUGUUUUUAAGGUAAAUGGGCAAAGGCUUAAGCCAUUUUUGGAAAAAAUUUCGGUAGAGGAAAUUAAGGAGUUAGUCGCACCGGUGUAUCCGGUUGACCUUGUUGUUUGA
Rhododendron vialii is the source of this 858-nucleotide messenger RNA. RefSeq lists its product as uncharacterized. Gene Ontology annotation, molecular function: nucleic acid binding. The record is from RefSeq and is a predicted model, not a curated record. Lineage: Eukaryota; Viridiplantae; Streptophyta; Magnoliopsida; Ericales; Ericaceae. The transcript is spliced from 2 exons. Gene Ontology annotation, biological process: DNA integration. The coding region runs from base 1 to 858 and encodes 285 amino acids.